AUGCCAUUUGGGCUAAAGCUUCGCCGGACACGGCGCUACAAUGUCUUAAGCAAGAAUUGCUUUGUCACCCGGAUCCGCCUGUUGGACAGCAAUGUGAUAGAAUGUACUCUGUCAGUGGAGAGCACAGGGCAAGAGUGUCUGGAGGCCGUGGCUCAGAGGCUGGAGCUCCGAGAGACACACUAUUUUGGCCUCUGGUUUCUUAGCAAGAGCCAGCAAGCACGAUGGGUGGAGCUGGAAAAACCUCUGAAGAAGCAGCUGGACAAAUUUGCCAACGAGCCUUUGCUUUUUUUUGGAGUCAUGUUCUAUGUGCCAAAUGUGUCACAGCUUCAGCAGGAGGCCACAAGGUAUCAGUAUUACCUACAAGUCAAAAAAGAUGUCCUGGAUGGGCGCUUGCGAUCUUCCCUGGAACAGGGGGUCCGACUAGCUGGCUUAGCUGUACAAGCUGAUUUUGGCGACUACAAUCAAUUUGAAUCUCAAGAUUUCCUACGAGAAUAUGUGUUAUUUCCUAUGGACUUGGCACUGGAAGAAGCUGUCCUGGAGGAGCUGACCCAGAAAGUGGCCCAGGAACAUAAAGCACACAGUGGAAUCCUGCCAGCGGAAGCUGAACUCAUGUAUAUCAAUGAAGUGGAACGUUUGGAUGGGUUUGGACAGGAAAGCUUCCCUGUUAAGGAUAAUCAUGGAAACAAUGUGCACCUGGGCGUUUUCUUCAUGGGAAUUUUUGUGAGGAACAGAAUUGGAAGGCAGCUAUCAAUACACAGGUGGAAUGACAUUGGUAAUAUCACACAUAACAAGUCUACCAUCCUACUGGAGCUAAUCAACAAAGAAGAGACAGCCCUCUUUCACACGGACGAUAUUGAAAAUGCCAAAUACAUUUCUCGGUUGUUUGCUACAAGACAUAAGUUUUACAAGCAGAACAAAAUCUGUACUGAACAGUCAAGUUCUCCUCCGCCCAUCAGACGACAGCCCACCUGGAGCCGGUCAUCACUGCCGAGACAACAGCCAUAUAUCUUGCCUCCUAUGCAUGUCCAGUGUGGAGAACACUACACUGAAACUCACACUUCCCAAGACAGCAUUUUCCAUGGGAAUGAAGAAGCCUUUUACUGCAGAUCCCAGACCAGCCUAGACCGGUGUGCAAUGGAUUUAAGUUACUUAAAUGGUACUGUUACAAAUGGCAGUGUCUGUAGCGCCCACAGUGGGAACUCCCUCAAUUGCUCCCAGAACUUCAUCCAGGCUUCUCCAGUGUCAUCUAAUCUCAGCAUCCCAGGGAGUGACAUCAUGCGGGCUGACUACAUCCCUAGCCACCGACAUAGUGCAAUCAUUGUCCCAUCGUACCGGCCAACUCCUGAUUAUGAAACAGUGAUGCGGCAGAUGAAGAGGGGAGUUAUGCCCGUGGACAGCCAGAGCCAAUCUCUUAGGAAUCUCAACAUUGGCAACACUCAUGCUUACAACCAGCCAGAGGACCUGGUUUACAGUCAACCCGAGAUAAGGGAGAGACAUCCUUAUACUGUUCCUUAUGUGCCACAUGGAGGGUACAACAAACCUGUGGGCCGGGCUGACCAAAUCAAACCAAGUAAUAAGACUGUGCACAGUAAGAAGGUACCCAGUGCCAUAUCCCACACAGUGAGCACCCCAGAGCUGGCCAACAUGCAAUUGCAAAAUAACCACAAUUACAACACAGCUCAUAUGCUCAAGAAUUAUCUCUUCCGGCCACCACCCCCCUACCCCCGGCCCCGCCCUGCCACCAGCACGCCAGAUCUUGCCAGCCACCGACACAGAUAUGUCAGUGGCAGCAGUCCUGAUCUGGUCACUCGGAAGGUCCAGUUGUCAGUGAAGACUUUCCAAGAGGACAGCUCACCAGUGGUGCACCAGUCACUGCAAGAGGUCAGUGAACCCCUGACAGCCAACAAGCGCCAUACCACCGUGAAUAAGCGCCACAGCCUAGAAGUGAUCAGCAAUAUGGUGCGGGGAAUUGAAGCUAUGGCCCUGAAGACACUCAAUGCCCCAAUACCUCGUCGUAAUACCCUUCGUGAACAGGUGCAGCCAGAGGAGGUGUCGAUGAGCCAUGAUGUGCAGGAGCAGCUCCCCCACUUCCAUCAUAAGAAGACCUCCUCUGACGCCACAAUGCUAAUCCAUAGUAGUGAGAGUGAAGAGGAAGAAGAGACUCCUGAAGCAGUUCCUCGUAUCCCCCCACUCCGUGAGAAUGUGAGGUACAGUGCCCAGUUGCAAGCUGCUUUGGCCCGUAUCCCUAACAAACCACCCCCUGAGUAUCCAGGACCAAGGAAGAGUAUUAGCAACGGAGCCUUGAGACAAGAUCAAGUGAGCAUGUCUGCAGUCAUUGCAAGAAGCAGGGUUAUGAGACCAGGACCCACCAAAGCCAUUAGUGUAUCUCGACCUGACCAGCUCACAAUCAAUGGGUCUUCUCUUGGCCCAUCAAUCUCAGAACCUGACCUCACAAGUGUGAAAGAACGGGUCAAGAAAGAACCAGUGAAGGAGAGACCUGUUUCUGAAAUGUUUUCUCUGGAGGAUAGCAUUAUAGAAAGAGAAAUGAUGAUCAGGAAUCUAGAGAAGCAGAAGAUGGCAGGCUUGGAGGCUCAGAAGAGGCCACUCAUGUUGGCGGCAUUGAAUGGACUCUCAGUGGCCCGGGUACCAGGGCGUGAAGUUAGUCAAGAUGAUGCAUCUCGAAUGACAAUGGAUGAUAGGUUUAGAACCCUGAAGAAGAAGUUGGAAGAGGGAUUGGUAUUUACAGAAUAUGAGCAAAUUCCAAAGAAGAAGCCAGAUGGUGUUUUCACUACUGCCACACUCCCGGAAAAUGCUGAGCGAAGCCGAAUCCGUGAGGUGGUCCCCUAUGAGGAAAAUCGUGUUGGGCUGGUACCAACCAAAGAAAAUAGCACUGGGUAUAUCAACGCCUCCCAUAUCAAGGUAGCUGUUGCUGGAGAACAAUGGCAUUACAUAGCAACUCAAGGUCCUCUGCCCCAUACCUGCCAUGACUUCUGGCAGAUGGUAUGGGAGCAAGGGGUGAAUGUGAUUGCCAUGGUCACAGCAGAAGAGGAAAGCGGAAGAACCAAGAGCCAUCGGUACUGGCCCAAACUGGGCUCUAAGCACAGCUCAGCCACCUAUGGCAAGUUCAAAGUGACCACAAAGUUCCGAACUGAUUCUGGUUGCUAUGCUACCACAGGUUUGAAGGUCAAGCAUCUUUUGUCUGGGCAGGAGAGGACAGUGUGGCACUUGCAAUAUACUGACUGGCCAGAUCAUGGUUGUCCAGAGGAUGUCCAAGGCUUUUUAUCAUAUUUGGAGGAGAUACAGUCAGUGCGUCGCCAUACCAACAGCAUGUUGGAUAAUACUACCAAGAAUUGCAACCCUCCGAUUGUAGUUCACUGCAGUGCUGGUGUGGGGAGGACAGGGGUAGUCAUUCUCACUGAACUGAUGAUAUGCUGCUUGGAGCACAAUGAAAAGGUGGAUGUACCUAUGAUGUUGAGACACCUGAGAGAACAGAGAAUGUUCAUGAUCCAGACCAUCGCUCAGUACAAGUUUGUCUACCAGGUCCUUAUCCAAUUUCUCCAAAACUCCAGACUCAUCUAAUUUCUCAUAUGAUCCAAUUCCUUAUGGCAAUGGGUCCUGCAGAACCUUGUGGAAUGAAAAGGCCUCCAGACAAUAUCUGG
This is a messenger RNA of Trichosurus vulpecula (common brushtail), 3659 nucleotides long. RefSeq names its product protein tyrosine phosphatase non-receptor type 14 (gene PTPN14). The record is from RefSeq and is a predicted model, not a curated record. Gene Ontology annotation, molecular function: protein tyrosine phosphatase activity. Gene Ontology annotation, cellular component: cytoskeleton. Gene Ontology annotation, biological process: protein dephosphorylation; lymphangiogenesis. Bases 1 to 3579 code for a protein of 1192 amino acids. NCBI's taxonomy places the organism in Eukaryota, Metazoa, Chordata, Mammalia, Diprotodontia, Phalangeridae. The transcript is spliced from 18 exons.